Leptosia nina is the source of this 666-nucleotide messenger RNA. The record is from the annotation of a GenBank genome assembly. NCBI's taxonomy places the organism in Eukaryota, Metazoa, Arthropoda, Insecta, Lepidoptera, Pieridae.
AUGAAACUUUUGCAGAGCGGUCGUUUAGAGGCACUAAGCAGUGCAUUGUCCAUAUUAAAUGGAGACAGCGCUGUACAAGGCCGUGUAGAGAGCUACAGCUGUAAAAUGGCUGGUGGUGAGAAAGCCUUCUACAAAAGGUUUACUGCAGCUGGAGAGACUACUCACAGUCUGCAGGCAUUGUCCCCACCUGAAAGCGCUUCUUAUAGUCGGAGUCUUUCUGGUGAUGAAGAGGGUAUCCUGUGUGAUACUAUAUCUCGGAAAACUUUAUUUUACUUGAUAGCUACUCUGAAUGCUGCCUUCCCUGACUAUGACUUUUCAAUGGCGAAGAGCUCCGAGUUCAGUGCUGAACCUUCUCUAACAUGGGUGCAAAGUGGAGUUGAUGCAGCUCUAUCAGCAGUAGGUGGAAUUCGCUGGAGACAGCUGAAACCAGCUGUUUGGUCUGCUAUUGAUGAAGAGAUUCAGCUAUCAGACUGUAGAAUAUACAGCUACAACCCUGACUUAGCCAGUGAUCCUUUUGGAGAACCUGGUUGCCUCUGGACAUUCAACUUUUUCUUUUACAAUAUGAAGCUGAAACGUAUUGUUUUCUUCACUUGCAGAGCCAUGAGCCCUGUGUGUGCAGAUUCUGGAGUUGAUUUUGCAAUGGAUGAAGAUGAAGAAUAUGACUAA